Messenger RNA from Ostrinia furnacalis (Asian corn borer), 2983 nucleotides. It is a transcript of the gene smid, whose product is annotated as nuclear valosin-containing protein-like smid. Gene Ontology annotation, molecular function: RNA binding; preribosome binding; ATP binding. NCBI's taxonomy places the organism in Eukaryota, Metazoa, Arthropoda, Insecta, Lepidoptera, Crambidae. Gene Ontology annotation, biological process: ribosome biogenesis. Gene Ontology annotation, cellular component: nucleus. The transcript has a single exon. The record is from RefSeq and is a predicted model, not a curated record. Bases 117 to 2720 code for a protein of 867 amino acids.
UCACUCAUUCAUCUAUCAUCGAUUUGCCGACGCCGCUGUCAAACAUUGCAAUUUGCGGAGUGGACAAUCAAAUUAAUUCGUAAUCUAAACCUAAAUUGAGGCUACACAAACUCAAAAUGAAGAAACAAACUCGACAAAAAACUUUGAAUGAUCCUGUUAUUGUGUCACGUGUUAAAAACUACCUGGCGGAGAACGUGGACAAAACGUUCGUCGAUGUGAGUCAAAUGGCGCGUUCUCUGAAAGAGCGCUACCGCGAGUACAAUAACAGGAGCGAUAGUGCCUUUUGCCAGAUGGUAGAAAGUGCCUACAAGGUAGUUCUACAAAGCUACGGAUUAGACGGAGCGUCAACUUCGGAAGGGAGCGAGGAAGAGUCAGAUUUGGAGUUGUUAGAUGAAAACAACAGUGCUCUCAACGAGCGCCUGCUCGCAAUGUACAAAAUGCAGGAUAAGAAGCGUUCAGCGACUACUCGUCGUAACAACGAGAAGUCGGGCGAGCCUAUCGACAUCAUUAGCAGCGACGAAGACGGUUCUGUCGCGGCGAAACUACCAAAAAUCAAUGAUCAAAUUACCAUAACCCCACACAUUCCGACGAAGAACGCGAACAACACAGGGGUAGAUAAUGCCCCCAAAUCUCAACCAAACCAACACAGUACAGACAAAAAACGUAAAAUGGAUGCCAACAAAAAUGUUGCAGCAAAGAAAAAGUUUGAGGUGGGAGCGAACAAACAUGUUAAGGUUAGUUUUGAAGAUAUUGGUGGUAUUUCUGACAUUAUUACACAGAUCUGUGAUCUUAUAUUACAUAUGCGGCAUCCAGAAGUAUAUACUAAAUUAGGGAUUAAGGCUCCAAGAGGUGCUCUUUUACAUGGCCCACCUGGCACAGGGAAAACUUUGUUAGCACAUGCAAUCGCUGGCAAGUUACAGUUGCCUCUAGUAGCUGUGACUGGUACAGAAUUGGUAGGUGGAAUGUCCGGUGAAUCAGAGGAGAGAAUUAGAGAGCUCUUUGAAAGAGCAGUAUCAGUUGCACCAAGUGUAUUAUUCAUUGAUGAGAUAGAUGCAGUCUGUGGCAACAGAGUGCAUGCACAGAAGGAUAUGGAAAAGAGGAUGGUAGCUCAACUAUUAGCUAGUUUAGACAGUUUGAGUGAAAACAAUGAAUCUGUUCUCAUACUGGCCGCCACAAACAACCCUGAUGCUUUGGACCCUGCUUUGAGAAGGGCAGGUCGCCUAGAACAAGAAAUAGCAUUAGGUAUCCCAUCUUUGAAGGCUAGAAAAGAAAUUCUAUCAAUUUUAUGCAAGAAUUUGGUCUUGAGUGAUGACAUUGAUAUGAAUAUACUUGCUCAAAUAACACCAGGCUUUGUUGGGGCUGAUUUACAAGCUCUAGUUAAUAAAGCUAGCACAUACGCUGUCAAGAGGAUUUUUGCUGAUUUUCGUGCAGCUGAAGAAGCAUCUAAAAAGGCUGUUGAAAAACCAAAACCUAUUGAAGCAGUUACAUCCAGUGAAGUUAUUUCAAAUGGAGAAAAAGAGAUUGAUGAAGUAGCACAAGAGGCAGGUGAUGCUGCCCAGAAAGAUCAAGAUGUCCAACCUGAAAGUACAGAAAACUCUACAUCUAGUAAUGAUAAUUUACCUAAAGAAGAAACCAAUGAUGUUGAAACUGAGAAACCAAAACCGUUAGACCCUGUGGAUGAAGUACUAUCCCUUCUGGGAGAAGCAGUACCAUACUCAGCAGAUAAACUUUCAGGCCUGUCUAUUAGGCAAGAAGACUUCUUGAAUGCCUUGAAAACCACAAAACCUUGUUCAGUUCGAGAAGGUAUUGUUACUGUACCUGAUGUCACAUGGGAGGAUGUUGGAUCAUUGAACCAAGUCCGUAAAGAUCUGCAGUUAGCUGUUUUAGCUCCAGUAAAAUACCCGGAACAACUGAAGAAACUUGGAUUGGCAGCAGCAAGUGGAGUGUUGCUUUGUGGACCACCUGGUUGUGGUAAAACACUGCUGGCCAAAGCAGUGGCCAAUGAAGCUGGAGUAAACUUUAUCUCAGUAAAAGGUCCAGAGUUACUGAACAUGUAUGUUGGUGAGAGUGAGAGAGCCGUGCGCACAUGUUUCAGGCGGGCUCGAAAUUCAGCCCCGUGUGUCAUAUUUUUCGACGAGUUUGACGCCCUAUGUCCAAGGCGUACUUCCCAAGACCACAACGGAGCAGCAAGAGUGGUAAAUCAGUUGCUAACUGAAAUGGACGGCAUUGAAGGCAGGGAAGGAGUAUUUGUAUUGGCAGCUUCAAACAGGCCUGACAUUAUUGACCCGGCUGUUUUGCGGCCCGGUCGUUUGGACCGUGUAAUGUACGUCGGAAUGCCUGCGCGAGAAGAUAGGUACGACAUACUUCAAAAGCUGACCAAGAAUGGCACAAGACCAAUAUUGGGACCUGAUGUAGAUAUGCAAGUGAUAGCUGGCCUCACUGAGGGUUACACCGGCGCCGACUUGGCUGGGCUAGUAAAAGCGGCAGCAUCAAAUGCUUUGACCACUCACAUCUCAAACGGCACCUUGGACCUCGAAGGCGAUAUACUAGUUGUCUUCGAAGAUUUCAGAGCAGCCCUUGCAAAGUGCAAACCAUCCGUAUCAUCCAAAGAACAGCUGCAUUAUGAGAAAUUGAGAUUAAAGUAUGCCUCUGGUGCGGAUGACAAAGAUAUGGAAAUGGAGACUGAGCCUACAAAUGAGGAGUCCAUGGACACAGUGUGAAAAUCAUUCACCUUAUGUUUUAUACAGAAUUAGUAGAUUAAUUUUCAUUACUAUCACAUUCACUACAUUAAGUAUGUAAUUCAAACCGAUAGUGCCAAGUUGUUCCUUGUAUGUUUACAUUGAAAUAUGUAUUAAUUAAUUUGUGUGGUGCAAUUUAUGCAUUAAAUAAAGAAAAUGUAUGUUUUGUAAUGGAUCUGUAUUGGGAGAAAUAGAAUCAGCCCUUUAGUAAUUUUGCAAAUUAAUUAAGCAAUGUGACUAAAUAA